UUGCCGAGGGGGCGGCGGUUGCCAUGGAAAGAGAAGGCGGCCUAAGCGCUUCCGGGGCGGCGCCCGCCUCCGACCCGGAAGCGCCUCUUCUCUGCAGGGUUGCCAGCGGGAAGAUGGCGGCGGAGGAGCCUCAACAACAACCGGAGCCCGUCGGAGGGGACACGGACGGAGUGAAUUGCUUGGCCUACGAUGAGGCCAUAAUGGCCCAACAGGACCGCAUUCAGCAGGAGAUUGCUGUCCAGAACCCUUUAGUCUCAGAGAGGAUGGAGUUGACCGUCCUGUAUAAGGAGUACGCGGACGAUGACCAUGUAUACCAGCAGAAGAUCAAGGAUCUGCUGAAGAAGUAUUCCUACAUUCGGAAAACGAGGCCGGAUGGGAACUGCUUCUACCGAGCGUUCGGCUUUUCCCACCUGGAGGCUCUCCUGGAGGACGGCAAGGAGCUGCAGCGCUUCAAAGAAGUGGCGGCGAAAAGCAAAGAGGUGCUGGUUUCCCAGGGCUUCACGGAAUUCACCAUUGAGGAUUUCCAUAACACGUUCAUGGACCUGAUCGAGCAAGUGGAGAAACAGACCACGGUGUCGGAGCUGUUGGGCUCCUUCAACGACCAGAGCACCUCCGAUUACCUUGUCGUCUACCUACGGCUGCUGACGUCCGGCUACUUGCAACGGGAGAACAAGUUUUUCGAGCACUUCAUCGAGGGAGGACGGAACAUAAAGGAGUUCUGCCAGCAGGAGGUGGAGCCCAUGUGCAAGGAGAGCGACCACAUCCACAUCAUCGCCCUGGCGCAGGCCCUCAACGUCUCCAUCCUGGUGGAGUACAUGGAUCGGGGCGAGGGCGGGACCACCAACCCCCACGUCUUCCCCGAAGGCUCGGAGCCCAACGUGUAUCUACUCUACAGACCGGGACACUACGACAUCCUGUAUAAAUAGAGGGGG
Messenger RNA from Notechis scutatus (mainland tiger snake), 932 nucleotides. It is a transcript of the gene OTUB1, whose product is annotated as OTU deubiquitinase, ubiquitin aldehyde binding 1. Gene Ontology annotation, biological process: negative regulation of double-strand break repair; protein K48-linked deubiquitination. Lineage: Eukaryota; Metazoa; Chordata; Lepidosauria; Squamata; Elapidae. Gene Ontology annotation, molecular function: cysteine-type deubiquitinase activity; ubiquitin binding. The record is from RefSeq and is a predicted model, not a curated record. Gene Ontology annotation, cellular component: nucleus.